Messenger RNA from Danio aesculapii, 3557 nucleotides. Its product is annotated as collagen alpha-1(V) chain-like. NCBI's taxonomy places the organism in Eukaryota, Metazoa, Chordata, Actinopteri, Cypriniformes, Danionidae. Gene Ontology annotation, molecular function: extracellular matrix structural constituent. The transcript is spliced from 47 exons. The record is from RefSeq and is a predicted model, not a curated record. Bases 204 to 3182 code for a protein of 992 amino acids.
UCAAACUACCAACUGAUUAUCUUACAUAAUCCCUUCAGGGCAAACCAGGAGGCGAUGGACCACCAGGUCAAAAAGGAGACCGUGGAGAUGUGGGAAUUGAGGGAAGCAUUGGAGGUCCAGGACCACCGGGUAUAAAAGGUGUCAACGGACAACCAGGAAAUCUAGGACCCUCAGGUGAUCCAGGUUUAAAGGCACGGCGUGGAAUGAAAGGAGAUUCUGGCCAAAAGGGAGAUCAAGGUGCUGCAGGUCUGCCUGGUAAACAAGGUUUUAGAGGUAGAGGAGGUCAGUCUGGGGUACUGGGAGAGACUGGGCCUACUGGACCUGCUGGUUUACCAGGACCCACGGGCAAUGAUGGACUUAUUGGAGAGCCUGGGAGACAGGGACAAGAUGGACCUAAGGGAGAAAGAGGAUCACCUGGUAGCCAAGGUGUACCUGGACCACGUGGUGAUAAGGGUCGGAUUGGCCAAGGAGGAUUUUCAGGUUUUCCAGGUCCUUUGGGAGAAAUGGGGAAGUCAGGGGAACCAGGACCUGAAGGAGAGCCUGGUAUUAAGGGUAGACCAGGGAUGCCUGGAGGGACUGCAUCUAAAGGCCGAAAGGGUCUACAGGGUGUUUCAGGCAGUCGAGGACCUGACGGCACUCAUGGUGCACAUGGAUCAACUGGAUUAUUAGGAUCAAAUGGAGACAGAGGAUCUCGAGGACUCCGGGGUUUACAGGGAAAGCCUGGUGCACCAGGAAUUCAAGGUCCCGUUGGAAAAAAAGGGGAAACAGGGAGCCGAGGUCUUACUGGCAAACCCGGAAAGCCUGGAAUCAAUGGUGUUAAAGGCAAAGAGGGUUCAGUAGGGCUUCAUGGUAAACCCGGAGAAAAGGGCAAAAUCGGCCCUGAAGGGCCAAAAGGAAAGCCUGGUCAGCCAGGUCCUCGAGGCAUAGCAGGAGGGAAAGGCUACAUGGGACCUUCAGGGCUACAGGGAAACAUAGGCCAGUGGGGUGAGACGGGUGUGCGGGGACCAGAAGGGCAUCAAGGACCACCAGGCCUGCCCGGGCCCCAUGGAGUGGCAGGGUAUCCAGGUAAAGAUGGACCUUCUGGACCCAUCGGACCUCCAGGAGACAAAGGCAAUAAAGGACUGAGAGGAGACACUGGACUGAAGGGAGUUGCUGGUAUCGAUGGUGAGGAGGGCCCAGUAGGUGAAACUGGACCAGUCGGACCAGCAGGACGUAAAGGCUUGUCUGGUGAAAAGGGUAAAGAGGGAUCUGUUGGUGAUCAUGGUCCAAAAGGAAUCCAAGGAGAGAGUGGAAAUCAAGGACCAUCUGGAGUAAAAGGACCAAAAGGAAGAGAUGGAAUGAGCGGUGCUCUGGGGCAGAAGGGAGAUCCUGGAUCCUCUGGUGAAAAAGGUCAUCCAGGUGUAAGAGGUCAGUCCGGCUUGGUAGGCCAGUAUGGUCCUGGGGGAAACAUGGGAGAAGGUGGGGAUAAAGGUGAUAAAGGUCUACUUGGACUUGCCGGUGAGACAGGAACAACAGGGCCUCCAGGUCCAAGUGGUGCUAUAGGAUUUCCAGGUUUUACAGGAAAAGAAGGACUUGGUGGACAAAGUGGAGAACGUGGGCCAAAAGGAGAGCCUGGACUUAAAGGGAGUCCAGAGGGCCGUGGGAAGAUUGGAUCAAUUGGUGUAAUAGGUCUAAUUGGGAAGAAAGGAGAGCCUGGAAAACAAGGCAGAGUGGGCCGGAUGGGUCAGUCAGGAGCUGUGGGUCCUCAAGGACCAAAGGGGAAACAAGGAUCUUUAGGAGCUUUAGGGAAAAAAGGAGUGAUGGGUCUACCAGGGCCAAAGGGAAUGAGUGGAUUUCCAGGAAAGGGGGGAAAUAAAGGUGUUGCAGGAAAGCCAGGACCUCAAGGACCAAAAGGGAAACACGGGAACCGUGGUCUUCCUGGAAAGCCAGGCCGCAGUGGAACAAAUGGACUGCUAGGAGUUAUAGGAACUGAAGGAGACCCAGGUGACAUUGGAUUCAGAGGACGUCCAGGGAGACCAGGUCUGCUAGGCAGUGCUGGAGCCACAGGAAUACCAGGUUUGCAAGGGAGUCGAGGACCUACUGGACCAAAGGGGUCUAUUGGACUAAAAGGGAAACCAGGGCCUACUGGACCAAUAGGACCAAAGGGUAUUCCAGGACUUCAAGGUAAAAAGGGAGAUGCUGGACAGAAAGGAACAAUGGGCCAAAUUGGUGUAACAGGUUUGCAAGGGCCCACUGGACCACCAGGAGUAAAGGGAAAACAAGGUACUCCAGGCUACAAAGGGCGGCCUGGACCAAAAGGCACACAGGGUGAAUUUGGUGCUCGUGGGCGUCCUGGUGGAAAAGGACUUCCUGGUUCACCUGGUCUAUCUGGAAGGAAGGGAAUGAAAGGAGUUCAUGGAAAAUCUGGGCAAAAAGGUGCGAAAGGUCAAAGAGGACCACCUGGAAAACCAGGUAUUGUCAGCAAGGUAAAACCAAGGCCUCAUACUCCCCCUUGGAGAAGAGGAUCACAAAAUAAAGUAAGGUUAUUAUCUAGAAAGUUGCGAUUUGAUGACUUUGAUGAUUGGAUUGACGAAAACAGCUACUCACAAGGCACUAAAGACAACCCAGCGACCUCAUGCAGAGAGCUGAGUCUCAUCCAGCCUCCUCUCAGAGAUGGGCACUACUAUGUUGAUCCUAACCAAGGAUGUCCAUUUGAUGCUCUCCGAGUCUUCUGUAAUUUUACUGCUGGUGGUCUUACUUGUGUGGCUCCUGUCCAAUCUAAUAUUUCAGGAGUAUGGCCAUCAUCAGUGGACAGAUCUAAAAAGUGGUUUAGUGAGCUUUACAAAGGCUUCAAGUUGAAGUACAAAGAUCUCGAUGUUGUCCAACUGCGAUUCCUGAGGUUACACAGCACCUCUGCCACACAAAGCAUCAGCUUGAAAUGUCCCAAAAAACACAGUCCCACUGUUAAUCACUGGAAGACGAUGCUGCACUUACGAGGAGACUCCUAUGAAGAAAUCCAUCCGCCCCAUGUCAUCAUAACCCAACAUAGUUGUGAGGUUACUGCACAGGUGAGGGUUCAUGGGAGUUCAGAGCUCCACCGAGGAGACAUGUGGCUACUUCCUAUCAGAGAUGUUUUUGUGGAGGGCGGAGAGACCUGGGAAGAAGAUGCAAACAUUAUCCUGGGAGAUUUGUGCUUUUUAUAGUCUCUUUCCAAAGAUAGAUGUCAUGCGCAGAGCUCCUGCGUGGAUUGCAUUGCUCCUAGAUGAUAUUAGAGGAUGUUAUUGUUUAUCCUGCAUUGUUUUCCAGGUUUACUAUUAUUCAGAUUUCUCAUUGACUAAGUGUGCGUGCGUGCGUGCGUGCGUGUGUGUGUGUGUGUGUUAAUAAGCAUGCAAGUUUAUUUAGUCUUGUUUGACAGAGGAUUUUCAGUAUUUAUUAUAUUGUUUUAUUUAUGAGAAUUUGUAUUAGAGAAAAAGUAGUCAACUUUUUAUAUUUAACCACGAAAACCUUACAGACUAUUUACUGCAAAAAACAUUUUGUUCAUCAUUUGAAAGUGUUAUGAAAUGCCCUGUAUUUCUAAA